Molecule: messenger RNA, 433 nt
Organism: Frankliniella occidentalis (western flower thrips)
Lineage: Eukaryota; Metazoa; Arthropoda; Insecta; Thysanoptera; Thripidae
Gene: RpS27
Product: 40S ribosomal protein S27-like
Exons: 4
Coding region: 149-403 (84 amino acids)
Biological process (GO): ribosomal small subunit assembly; translation
Cellular component (GO): ribosome; cytosolic small ribosomal subunit
Molecular function (GO): structural constituent of ribosome; RNA binding
Source: RefSeq, a predicted model, not a curated record
UAAUUUUUGAUUUCCGACCAUUUUGACCAGACCGACCAGCUCACAAGUGACCGGAUAUACAUAAGAAGUCGAACAAAACUGCACAUCCGUUACCUGUAGACCCCUUCAGCAGCUAUUUUCUUUCCGGCAUUGUCGUAGAACAACCAACAUGCCUUUGGCGAGAGAUCUACUCCACCCCAGCGCUGCUGAGGAGAAGCGCAAACAUAAGCUUAAGCGCUUGGUCCAGCACCCCAACUCUUAUUUCAUGGACGUUAAGUGCCCAGGAUGUUACAAAAUUACAACAGUGUUUAGCCACGCACAGUCUGUAGUUGUGUGCGCAGGAUGCUCGACAAUCUUGUGUCAGCCAACUGGUGGCAGAGCUCGCCUCACUGAGGGCUGCAGCUUCAGGAGGAAACAACAUUAAGUAUCAGUUAAUAAAUUUAUAAAAAUACAA